AUGACCUACUGCCAAACUUGUGAUACCUACGGUUCAUGGUCAUUAUCAGGAGCUAAGCCAAUUGCAUCAGCAAAAGUCAGUGUCAUAUGCAAAGACUACAAGAAAAGAGUAAACUUUUACAAGGCAUUUGAAGCAAAUUCAUAUGGUUAUUUCUAUGCUGAGUUGAAUGGUUUCAAAAUGGGACAUUCUUAUCUUGACCAUCCACUUCAUUCUUGUCGUGUGAAAUUGGUGUCUUCUCCUCAAGAAAAUUGCAAUAUUUUUAGUAACAUUAAUUAUGGUCUUAAUGGUGCACCACUAAGAUUUGAUGACAAAGUAAUUGAUAGAAGUGAUUACAAGGCCGUAAUUUAUACUGUUAGUCCGUUGGCAUUUCGACCAACUUACUGCCCUCCUAAAUAA
Messenger RNA from Lycium barbarum (goji berry), 396 nucleotides. RefSeq names its product non-classical arabinogalactan protein 30-like. NCBI's taxonomy places the organism in Eukaryota, Viridiplantae, Streptophyta, Magnoliopsida, Solanales, Solanaceae. The record is from RefSeq and is a predicted model, not a curated record. The coding region runs from base 1 to 396 and encodes 131 amino acids. The transcript has a single exon.